Papaver somniferum (opium poppy) is the source of this 1614-nucleotide messenger RNA. RefSeq names its product noroxomaritidine synthase-like. The coding region runs from base 1 to 1614 and encodes 537 amino acids. The transcript has a single exon. The record is from RefSeq and is a predicted model, not a curated record. NCBI's taxonomy places the organism in Eukaryota, Viridiplantae, Streptophyta, Magnoliopsida, Ranunculales, Papaveraceae. Gene Ontology annotation, molecular function: oxidoreductase activity, acting on paired donors, with incorporation or reduction of molecular oxygen; monooxygenase activity; iron ion binding.
AUGGAGUUUCUAUUAUCAUCAUCAUUCCUAAGUUUUUUAUCAGAAAUAUGGCCGGAGAUUUUGAUAUCCGUACUAUCAUUUUUCAUCAUCGGAUGGUAUCCAAAAUACAAACAGUUCAACUCGUUUGCUCAACACUGGCCAGUUCUUGGUAAACUUCCUCAACUUCUAAAGAAUGCUGAUCGUGUUAAUGAGGUUCUCGUCGAUACUUUCACCACUUAUGGUUGUUCAUUCAAGCUCAAAGGUCCUUCUUUCACUCAAAUCAACUAUAUGGUUACUUGUCACCCUCGAAACAUCGAGUACAUCCUCAAAACAAACUUUCCAAACUUCCCCAAGGGUCAAGAUUUUAAGGAAAUGUUGGAUAUUUUUGGAGAUGGGAUUUUUACUUCUGAUUAUGAUGCUUGGCUUCAACAGAGAAAAACGAUGCAUAGUCGGUUUGCGUCGAAAGAUAUUCGUAGUUUUGUCGCCAAGACAAACAAGUUAGAAAUAGAAGGUGCAUUGCUUCCAUUGUUGCUUUCUCUGUCUGAAUCUCAGUCUGUUUUCGAUUUACAAAGCGCAUUUAUAAGGUUAACUUUUGAUACAAGCUUUACCAUGACCUUUGGUAAGAGUCCUAAGUAUCUUAUCGAAGGUUUUCCAUGCAACGAGCUUGCGGAAGCCAUUGAACUCGCUACUGAAACUAUGUUUUAUCGACAUGUUGUUCCUAGCUUUUGGUCGAAGACGAUGCGGUUCUUACGAGUUGGAAAAGAGAAAGAAAAUGCAAAAGCCAGAAGAGUCAUAGAUCAUGAAAUAGGUGAGUUGAUUUCUCAAAAGAGAGAAGAAAUUUCAAUGAAGCCUGAUCAGAAUCAAGCUGCUCGUUUCCAACCUGACAAAGGAGUUAUAUCUACUUACAUGAAAGAUAAGGAUUGUUCACAAGCAGGGUUUUCUAAGAGUAAUCACAAGUUCUUAAGAGAUACAGCUUUGCUUAUACUUUUUGCUUCUUCUGAUACAAGUGCUUCUGGUUUGACAUGGUUCUUCUGGUCCAUUAGUAACCAACCUGGAGUUGAAACAAAGCUCUUGGAAGAACUAAGAACUGUAGUUCUCUCUAAGAAGAAAAAUGUCAGUGAUGAUGUUUUGAACAGGGAAGAAGAAACCGGGCUUUACGUAUUCGAUCCAGAAGACUUGAAAGAGUUGGUUUAUUUGCAUGCAUGUUUGAUUGAAUCAUUACGAUUAUAUCCACCGGGUUAUAUUAACCAUAGAAGUGUUGUGGAGAAUGAUGUUCUUCCUGAUGGAGUUAGGGUCAGAAAAGGCACGAAAUGUAUACUCUCAAUAUAUGCAGUUGCAAGAAUGGAAUGGAUAUGGGGUAAAGACUGCAAAGAGUAUAGACCAGAAAGAUGGAUCGAUAAUGAAGGUAAGUUUAAGACUGAACUUAUGUCAAAUUUUUUCAUCUUUAAUGUUGGGCCAAGGACUUGUUUGGGCAAAGAGAUUGCUUUUAGUUUGAUGAAGUCUGUUAUUGCUUCCAUUCUUUAUAAUUUUCAUGUUGAGAUUGUUGGAGCUCAACCUAAUUGCUUGAAGCAGUCCAUUGUUUUGCUCAUGAAGAAUGGUUUGAAUGUUAAAGUAAGAAGAAGAGGUGUGGUGUAG